Messenger RNA from Brassica napus (rape), 1956 nucleotides. Its product is annotated as zinc finger BED domain-containing protein RICESLEEPER 2-like. Lineage: Eukaryota; Viridiplantae; Streptophyta; Magnoliopsida; Brassicales; Brassicaceae. The transcript has 4 exons. Bases 1 to 1746 code for a protein of 581 amino acids. The record is from RefSeq and is a predicted model, not a curated record. Gene Ontology annotation, molecular function: DNA binding; protein dimerization activity.
AUGGAAGUGAUAGACUUGAAUGAUGAUGGUCAGAAUGAUUUGAUGGAUGAAGAUAUAGAAGAUCAUGAAGUUAUUGAGAUUUCAGAGGCUAACAGAGGCACGCCACCAAGACAUGCUCAGUCACGCCGUAGAGCUAGGUUGUGGUUAAAGUUUACUAUAAUGGGAGGACAGCGGCCUGAUGGUAAAACCAAGAUCAGAUGCAACCUUUGUAAAAGGUUCUACUUCAUUAAGCUUCGCAAAAAUGGAACCUCAACCCUGUCUCGUCAUUUGAAGGUAUGUCCAAAAGCUGUUGGAACACCUGAAACACCUAGAAGUAGUUCUAGGAAGGUGGAUAUGAUGGUGUUCCGUGAGAUGAUAGCAAUGGCCAUUAUAGAGCAUGAUCUGCCUUAUAGGUUUGUAGAGUAUAAGAGGAUUAGAAUGGCUUUUACUUAUGCUAAUUCCAGUAUUGAGUAUUGGAGUAGAAACACAGCAGCUUCUGAUGUGUUGAAGAUUUAUGAACGGGAAAAGCAGAAGCUUAGGAAAAUCUUGGUAGAGUUUCCUGGUAGAGUUUGUUUGACAACAGAUCUAUGGAGGGCUAUCACCAUUGAAGGUUACUUCUGCUUGACUGCGCACUACGUCGAUGAUGAUUGGAAUCUGCAAGCUAAGAUAUUGGCUUUCGUUGCUUUUCCUCCCCCUCAUACUGGAAUAGCCAUUGCAAUGAAGCUGGUUGAGCUGCUCAAGGAGUGGGGACUGGAAAAGAAGAUCUUCUGUCUCACUGUUGACAACGCUUCUUCGAACGAUUACAUGCAGAGUAUUCUGAAGAAACAGCUGCACAAAGAUCUGGUUUGUGGUGGAGAAUUUUUCCAUGUUAGAUGCUCAGCACAUAUCUUGAAUCUGAUCGUCCAAGAUGGCUUAGCAGUGAUAGGAGGAGCUCUGCAAAAAAUCAGGGAGAGUGUUAAGUUCGUUAGAGGAUCAGAAAGUAGGGAAAUAAUGUUUAAAAGCUGUGUUGAAACAGUGGGAGUUGAGGAUGAUGAAGGAGGUCUGGUCUUAGAUGUAAGCACACGCUGGAAUUCUACUUUCCUCAUGCUUUCUAGAGCUUUAAAGUUCAGAAAUGCACUAAGUCACUUGGCAGAUGUAGAAGAAAGUUAUGUGAGUUUUCCCUCUUAUUCUGAGUGGAGGAGAGUGGAAAUGUUAUCCGAGCUUUUGAAACCAUUUUCGGAGAUUACUGAUUUGAUUUCGGGUUCCUCAUACCCAACAUCAAAUUUGUAUUUCAAUGAAAUUUGGAUGAUUGAGUGUUGGUUGAGAGCUCAUGCAAAUUCUUCUGAUCAAGUUAUCUGUGAAAUGGGAUUCUACGCCUUCUUUUCUCAGAAAGCUGUUGGCAGUGGCAAGUCUGCUCUCGACAUAUAUCUGGAUGAGCCAUUGCUUGACUACGCCGCUCACAAGAAACUAAAUGUGUUACAUUACUGGAGAGACAAUUCGGCUCGGUUCAGAGAGUUAGCAACAAUGGCACGAGAGGUUUUGAGUAUACCCAUAACAACUGUGGCUUCAGAAUCUUCAUUUAGCAUAGGUAGUAGAGUGCUCAACAAGUAUAGGAGUUGUCUUCUACCCAAUAAUGUCCAAGCCUUGGUCUGUACUAGAAACUGGUUAAAAGGGUUUCCAGCAAUGGGUGAUGAGAAGACAGAAGAGGAGAAAGAGGAAGAAGAGAAAGAGAAGGAAAAAGAGGAAGAGAGUGGAGAAUCCACAGACUUGACUAGAGACUUGAGUUGAAGACUUGCUUCAGGCUGAGGACAAGUAUAGAAGUUGGAAGCUGAGAAGAAGUGAAUCAAUAAAUCAGAGAGUUAUAUUUUUUUUUUACAUAAAAGUAUAAAACAGAGCUAUCAAAACCAUAAAAUUGUAUCCACAUUUAAGAGAUAAUUUGUAUUCAGAAUUUGAGAGAUAAUGAAUUCAAAACCUUAAAAUUGUAUCCACAUUUUUUUA